This is a messenger RNA of Olea europaea var. sylvestris, 1062 nucleotides long. RefSeq lists its product as uncharacterized. The transcript has a single exon. Bases 1 to 1062 code for a protein of 353 amino acids. The record is from RefSeq and is a predicted model, not a curated record. Lineage: Eukaryota; Viridiplantae; Streptophyta; Magnoliopsida; Lamiales; Oleaceae.
AUGGGAUGCAUACCUUCGAAAGCAGAAGCAGUUACUCGAUCAUUAAGCUUCCAAGAAGAGUUGAAUCGUGGCUUCCAAAGAACAUCCAAAGCCAUUCCUAUGUGGGAAGAAUUGUUAACUUCCAACAAUGCCAGUGAACAGUUUCUUGCCUUUCUUUAUUCUGCUCAGACUGCCAAUGAACUUACAGACAGAGAUCCCAGCAUAGCUGUUGUGACUGCUGAGAUUGCCAAAGGAAAAGAAGACGGAGAAAGCUCCUUACAGCCCCGCGAUGCGGUAGGAACUAAAGAUUUUGGGAGAUUGUCAAGGUCGAAAAGCUGUCAGAUAAUACCGGAUAAGGAAUUUCCCAUACAAGAUCCUCAGAUUGAGGGGCUUAGUGAAAAUAAAUUUGAUUGGAGAGAUAAGAAUACCAGAGGCUCUAGAAGCUUUCACACGGUCGAGGAAUAUGAUUCCUUGCUAAAGAGAGCUUAUAUAUCCAGCACAAGCGGUAGAGAAUCCUUUCGAGAAAAUGAGUCAUCACUGAAUGAGAAUGUACAAAUAUCGAAACCUAUGGAUGAAGAUUGUAAUGAUGGCAACAUUCAUAGAAAUGCUGAAGAUUUUCCGAAGAACAAAUUUGACCCUAUUGAAGGACCUUCAGAGCACAAGAGUUCCAGUUCAAAUUCAACGGAAAAAUCAGACAAGAAUUAUGUUCAAGAAGGAGCUGUGUGCGAGACAGGUUGGAAAAGGAAGGCUGUUGGACAGGGGCUCAAAUCACUUGAUAUGUCACCAGUCGAGUUUCCAGCCAUUACAAGGCUUGGGCAAUGGCUUUAUGUAGAGGGGCAAGUAUAUUCUCCCGGAACAUAUGUUACUCCAAAAUUUGGCUGCUAUAAUAAGGUAAAUCCUGUGAGAAGGGAAGAAGAUGGGAAUCGUUCGGUAUUUAGUCCAGAAGUGGUGGCUGCUUUUGAAGAGUGCUUGCAGCAGCUAGAAGCAGAAGAAGAAAGCAUUUUAAGCUAUUUUAAUGGGUAUCUGCAUGCUAAUAAAGAGAUGGAGAACCAUAUACAGGAAGACUGCAACACUGAAUUUUGA